Molecule: messenger RNA, 2355 nt
Organism: Momordica charantia (bitter melon)
Lineage: Eukaryota; Viridiplantae; Streptophyta; Magnoliopsida; Cucurbitales; Cucurbitaceae
Product: S-adenosyl-L-methionine-dependent methyltransferases superfamily protein
Cellular component (GO): endosome; cytoplasm; trans-Golgi network
Molecular function (GO): methyltransferase activity
Source: RefSeq, a predicted model, not a curated record
UCUGUAAAAGAAUUUCUCUCUCCACCAUAACACGGCGGCGCGUGUUUCCCAGGCGCCGCCCUCUCUCUCUCAUCUUUUUGGACUCCCUCAGUCGUCACCUCCCCCACCUUAAAAAGUCCAAAUCCCACCCAAUUCCUUCAACCUUCUUCUUCUUUCUCUCUCUCUCUCUCUCUCUCUUUGAUGAAAAUUAACCCAAAAUUUUAGAGAGAGAAACAGCCUCUGUUUCUUGAACCAAUUUCAAUGGCGUCGUUCGCUUUCAAAACCGGGAGACUCAAUCUUUACACAGUCACUUUAAUCGUCAUCCUCUGCGCCGCCUUUUACCUCGUCGCCGUCUGGCAACACUCCGUCGGAAAAAGCGCCGUCUUCUCCGGCGUCAAUUACGAAGCCUGCACCACCACGGCCGCCGCCGCCGCCGCCGCCGUCGUCACCACCGUGGUCGACCUCGAUUUCACUGCCCAUCACACGGCCGACCAACUCCCGGCGAUCCCGACGGCGCGUCGACCUCAACUCCCGCCGUGCGACUCGAAGCUCUCCGAGUACACCCCCUGCGAGGACCGCGAAAGGUCGCUCAAAUUCGACCGGGACAGAUUGAUUUACCGGGAAAGGCACUGCCCGGUCGCCGGCGAGAUUCUGAAGUGCCGGAUUCCGCCGCCGAAUGGGUACACGGUGCCGUUCCGGUGGCCGGAGAGCCGGGAUUUCGCCUGGUUCGCGAACGUGCCGCACAAGGAAUUGACGGUGGAGAAGAAGAAUCAGAAUUGGGUCCGGUUCGAGAACGACCGGUUCAGAUUCCCAGGCGGCGGCACCAUGUUCCCCCGCGGCGCCGACGCCUACAUCGACGAUAUCGGAAAAUUGAUCAAUCUCGCCGACGGCUCCAUUAGAACCGCCGUUGACACCGGCUGUGGGGUGGCAAGUUGGGGGGCAUACUUAUUGUCAAGGAAAAUAGUUACAAUGUCAUUUGCACCAAGAGACACUCAUGAGGCACAAGUCCAAUUUGCACUCGAGCGUGGGGUUCCCGCUUUGAUCGGAGUUCUUGCUUCCAUCAGACUCCCAUAUCCUUCUCGAGCCUUUGACAUGGCUCACUGCUCUCGCUGCCUCAUCCCCUGGGCUCAAUCUGAAGGGAUGUAUCUGAUCGAGGUCGAUAGAAUUCUGCGGCCUGGUGGCUAUUGGAUUCUCUCCGGGCCACCGAUAAACUGGGAAAGCCACUGGAAAGGUUGGAACAGAACGACCGAGGAUCUCAAAGAUGAGCAGUCCAAAAUCGAAGCUGUGGCGAAAAGCCUUUGCUGGAAAAAGUUGAAACAGAAGGAUGAUAUUGCCAUUUGGCAGAAACCAUCCAACCACAUUCACUGUAAAAAGAAUCGCAAGGUCUUCAAAUUCCCCAACUUCUGCCAGGGACAGGACCCCGAUACCGCAUGGUACACUAAAAUGGAGCCUUGUUUGACCCCACUUCCUGAAGUGUCUGACAUAAAAGAAACAGCUGGUGGGAAGCUGCCCAAUUGGCCAGAGAGGCUGACUUCUGUUCCACCAAGAAUAAGCAGCGGGAGUUUAAAACAAAUCACAGCACAAAACUUCACUGAAAACACAGAGUUAUGGAGAAAGAGAGUAGCACAUUACAAGGCUUUGGACAACCAGCUUGCUGAGCCAGGGAGGUACCGUAAUUUGCUCGACAUGAACUCGUUCUUGGGUGGCUUUGCAGCUGCCCUUGUCGACUACCCUCUGUGGGUUAUGAAUGCCGUCCCCGUCGAAGCUGACUUUAACACCCUUGGAGUCAUCUAUGAACGGGGACUCAUUGGAACAUACCAAAAUUGGUGCGAGGCGAUGUCAACUUAUCCUCGGACGUACGACUUCAUUCAUGGCGACUCCAUCUUCAGUCUGUACAAGGAUAGAUGUGAUAUGGAGGACAUUCUGCUGGAAAUGGACAGGAUUCUUCGGCCACAGGGCAGUGUGAUCCUCAGAGACGAUGUGGAUGUGCUGGUGGAGGUCAAGAACAUUGCAGAGGCUAUGCAAUGGGAUUGCAGAAUUGCAGACCAUGAGAAAGGACCCCAUCAGAGAGAGAAGAUAUUAGUGGCAACCAAGCAGUAUUGGACUUCACCUGCACCUGAAGAAGAAAAUCAACAAGAAAAGCAGACAUCUUCUAAGAGCUAGCAGAGUCUCAAUGUUUCAAUUCAUAGUUCUGUUCCUUUUUCAUUCUUUUGUCCCUUUCCUAAUCUUUGGGGUUAAUAACUCUGAUUACAAAUUCAUUUUUUUGUUUCACUACCCAUUUUUUGUGAAGGGACUUUCCGAGGUUGGAUCAUAUUACCUGAUAUAGCUGAUGAUUAAAUGUCAAUGAAAUUGUCGGAGUCGACAAAUUAUUCUAAA